AGUUUGAUGUGUGAAAUUUUUUGACAAAAAAAUUAAAUAACUGAUAUACUCACUUUAAAUAGCUUUAAUUGCAAUGAAUUUAUAAUUAAAUAGAAUUAACAACCGAAAGCAUGCGUUUUGCAUUUGAACCAUAUUUGAAUUUUGAAGAGGUUGAAAACUGGCACCUCUGUUGGUAAGAAUGAAAUUUUCUCUAACGACCGCGUAAACAUAUACUUAACCUAACAAUUUUGUGUACUUGAAUGGGGAUCGGUUGAGAUAAAUAUACAAGCAACUUUGUCACGUAGACACUAUGCCGUUGAUACAAUUAUUUCUCCCAGUAUUUUCGUGCUUAUAUAUUGUUUUAAUAUAAUUUAUGAUAAUUCAAACUGUUAAAUUUAAUAUUAAAAAAAAUAAUAAUAGAACAUAUGUGCAAUAUAGUGUGUAUAUUGUUGCCAAAAUAAAUAAUUUAUAAAGAAAAAACAACGAAUCAAAAUGAGUACUGAAGCAAAGGUGGCCAGUGCUAGUGAUAUUGGUGAUAACAAAUAUUCUAUUUUGCUACCUACUUAUAACGAAGUCGAAAAUUUACCAAUUAUAGUAUGGCUUAUUGUGAAAUAUAUGAAUGAAGCGAAAGUAUCUUAUGAAAUUAUUGUUAUUGACGAUGGUUCACCAGAUGGAACUUUAGAUAUGGCACGACAGCUUCAAAAUUUAUAUGGAGAUGAUAAAAUUGUUCUUAAUCCAAGAGAAAGAAAGUUAGGAUUGGGUACAGCAUACAUACAUGGAAUUAAGCAUGCCACAGGCAAUUAUAUUAUUAUUAUGGAUGCAGAUUUGUCACAUCAUCCUAAAUUCAUUCCGGAAAUGAUCAAAGAGCAAGUGAAAAAUAAUUUUGAUGUUGUCACUGGAACAAGAUAUGCUGGAAAUGGAGGUGUUUAUGGAUGGGAUUUCAAACGUAAACUUAUAAGUCGAGGUGCCAAUUUUAUUACCCAAAUAAUGUUGAGACCAGGAGUUUCUGAUCUUACAGGAAGUUUUAGGUUGUAUAAAAAAGAUGUCUUAGAAAAAUUAACGAAAUCUUGUGUUUCUAAAGGAUAUGUUUUCCAAAUGGAAAUGAUAGUAAGAGCAAGGCAGUUUAGCUUCUCUAUUGGAGAAGUUCCUAUUUCAUUUGUAGAUCGCGUCUAUGGUGAAUCUAAGUUGGGUGGUUCUGAAAUAGUGCAAUUUGUAAAAGGACUAUUAUAUUUGUUUGCUACAACUUAGUAGCAAAAGUAUUCAAAUUUCAUACAACAUAUUUAAUUAUUGUAUUAUAUUAACAUUUUAAUAGCUUAUAAUACACUUUUAUAAAACAAUAUUUGAAAAUCGGAAAGACUUCUUCCUUUAUUCGUAAUGUUGUGUUAAAUUUAGGUUGUGUUAAUCUUUUCUUCCAUUAAGUUAUAAAAAAAAUGUUAUUGUUUUAUACUUUUAUUGAAUCGCGAGACCAGCGAUUUACGUAUGAUGCAUAAAAUAGUUUCUAAGAAUUAGAAAAAUAUCUGAAUUUGUCUUUUAUUUAAGGAGCUGUCAAAGCGAACUUUACCAAUUUGACCUCACCUCGCGCCGUAGUUCUCAUUAUUUGCUAUCAAUAUACUUAAAAUCAUCCAAAAUAAAAUUGAUUAUUGUUCGUUAUUGUGUAAGUGAUCUCGGAACAUAGAGUUUUAGUGAUAUAAUUAUUAAAAAAUGUUAUAUCGUGAAACAUUGUAUGAGAAAGUGACGGUCAUCUUACUAAUUCUCACUUUUAUUGUCGCCCUUACCUCGAGCUGUAGUUCUCAUUUUUUACCUAAAAUUGCCCAAGUGCUUGUGAAUGUAUAUACUUACAGUUUUAUAAUACCCACCCCGGAUCACCGAGUUUAUGUGCGAUAAAUAAAGUGCGUGUUUUUAUUAUUUUUGAUCUAAAAUUUGUUUGGGGGUAGGAAAACUAAAACAUUUCGACCAAUCAGCGUGACCGCGACAUCCCCUUAAGCUAAUUUUAAUUUUAUUAAUGAAAAACUAGCCAGAUUUACCUCGCUCGCUGAUCUCUCGGUUAAAUUUACCUUUCCGAGGCUAAUUAGACGUUAUUUCUAAAAUCUUUUAAAGCAUUGGCAAAAAGGUUCUAAACCUUCAUUAACUAAAUCCUAGGAAAUCUUGAAUAAAAAGUAAGAGGUAGAAGAUUACUUCGUCGCUCCCAACGAAGACUAGCACUGUUCAAAUUUCCCGCGAAGACUAGCACAACUCAAACUUUCUCACAACUUAAACAACGAAUUUCUAUAAAAAUUUCCCGAUUUUCGCGAAACUAUCCCCAAUGAACAUUUUUAAAUAUUCACAAUUUACAACUUUUUACUGAAUUUAAAAUUGUUUUCCCAAGUACAAUAGUUUGUACAAACAUUUUUUUAAAUUGUUCACUUUUUUUAGAAAUUUCUGAAACUUCAAAACUUUGAGGUUUGUCUGUCUUUGUCUCUAAGGUUUUCAUGAACUUAACCAACCAAAUAACCCAAUAAAAACGUAAAAUAUUCACAUUUUAAGUAAUAUAAAAUCGCGAGAUGUGCUACUCUUGACUGCAUUUCUGAACUGUGCUACUCUUUGCGGCAAAUCGUGAGUUGUGCUAGAUUUCGUUUGAAAAUUUGAACUGUGCUGGUCUUCGUAGAGAGCGACGACUUAAACUACAUAAUUUGUAAGUUAUAUUAUAAAAUAUAUUUUAAGAUAACGACAAUAAAUUAGUUAAACUAAAAUUUCAAUGGAAAAAUAUUACUUGAAUAGAAAAAUAAAAUAAUUUAAUUUAUCAUUGCUUGAUAAAGUGUUGAUAGGUAUCCUUUAUAGGUAAUACGCUUCUACAGAUAUAUUACCUAAAUACACAGCGAAAAAUGAUUUUAUAAAAGUUAUUAUAAGUUCAGCAAAACUGACUAUAAUGCUUAGUAAUUGAGGGACGUAUUAUUGGUGUCCUGAUGAUUGUGACUAAGUUAGUAGCAACUUUUGCUUUCUUCCUAAGGAAGUUUUGUAAUAGUGAUUUUUGGCGUUUGUCUAAAAAUAUGUUGGAAGUAUGUUUUGAAGUAUUUUAAGUCGAAAAAUAGUGUUUUUGCAAUAUGGUGGGAAAAAAGCAGGGCCGGAUUAAGGUUUUGGAGGGCCUGGGGCUGCGAUCAAAAGGGGGCCCCUUUUGAUUAAGGUUGUUGGGUUAUUAUUAACGAAUUUUCAUAAACCCACCUACCCCGCGCAAAACGAGUUGGAAAUCUGAAACGUAUAGUUUGCGACUCACCACAAAUAAAUAGGAAUUUCUGUAUAUUUAUCUUAUACUCCAGGAAUAAGAGUAAAAAAAUAAAAUUACUAUAAUCUUGUUUAAA
Messenger RNA from Nasonia vitripennis (jewel wasp), 3314 nucleotides. RefSeq names its product probable dolichol-phosphate mannosyltransferase (gene Dpm1). Bases 472 to 1227 code for a protein of 251 amino acids. The record is from RefSeq and is a predicted model, not a curated record. The transcript has 4 exons. NCBI's taxonomy places the organism in Eukaryota, Metazoa, Arthropoda, Insecta, Hymenoptera, Pteromalidae. Gene Ontology annotation, cellular component: endoplasmic reticulum membrane. Gene Ontology annotation, molecular function: dolichyl-phosphate beta-D-mannosyltransferase activity. Gene Ontology annotation, biological process: protein O-linked glycosylation via mannose; GPI anchor biosynthetic process.